GGGGGUGAUGGCAAACUAUGGGUAAGAGGCCAUAGGUACUCAGAACUUUUGCACACGCCAUGGCUUGAAGCAGAACCCGUGUGUACUGGCGCCAACCACAGCCCACGUGUCUCUCUACAAAGGCUGCACCAUACUCGGCAUGGGGAAGGGGAACCUGAUCACUAUACCCGUGGAUGAGAACGCGCGGAUGUGUGUCAAAGGUGUGAACGGGCUCCGCGACUUGCUAGAAGACAAGCUGGCGAACAAGGUCCCUGUAGUGAGUGUCAUCGCCAUCUUGGGCACGACCGAAGAGAGUGCUGUGGACCCCCUGACCGACGUCAUUGAGCUUCGCAAUGAGAUGCGCAUGCGGGGCUUGAAUUUCAUGAUCCAUGCAGACGGGGCCUGGGGAGGUUACUUCUGCACCAUGUUACGGACCCCACCAAAACCAGUAGAUGAGGAUGAAGAACAUCCGGAAUGGUUCGUUCCAGAGAUGCAUCUGAGUACAUACACCACCAAGCAGCUCUCUGCAAUUCCACACUUAGAUACGAUCACGAUUGACCCACAUAAAAGCGGCUUCUGUCCCUAUCCCGGCGGAGCGAUCUGUUACCGCGACAAACGCAUCAACAGCUUCUUGGGCAUCACCAACCAAGUGUUGUACUACCAUGGAGCACUGAACCUCGGAGAUGUGGGCAUUGAAGGAUCCAAGCCUGGCGCUGCGGCGGCGGGAAUCACCAUGGCUCACAGGGUUGUAGGCCUACAUAAGAACGGCUACGGUCGUAUCUUGGCUGAGUGCACAUUCACCUCCAAGCUGUUGUACUGCCUGUGGACCUGCCUGGGACAGGACGAUGACCCCUUCUUUGUGGUACCCACCAAACCUUUACCACCAGACCGCACCCUUGAGGAGCACAUCAAGUUCAUGAGGACCCGUAUUCUGAACAGGACUAACGAGGAGCUCGCUCAGGAUACAGAAGCCAUGGAAUACCUUCGCGAGAUUGGCCCCGAUACCAUGAUUCCUUGCUUCUCCUUCAAUCUGAAGAACAACCCGGACGUGAAUUUGUGCAAUGACCUGGUACAGGUGGUGUUUAAGGAUCUGUGCAUGAAUGAUGAUCGUGUGUCUUCGUAUCGCUUCCCCAUGCUGGUCACAGCGUCGACUCACCCACAUCACAACCACAGCAUCUCUCUCAAAGAGUUCAAGAAACGUCUCGGACUCGACCCGUAUGACACGACAGGAGUCAAGUACAUCAUCACUACGUGCAUGGAUCCGUGGGCGACCUCCAUCGACUUCGUGGAUGAUCUGGGCGCCAUCAUGAGGAACGCCAUUCUUAAUGCCAUUGGAACGGUGACAGACCCGAACGUCCACCAUGACUUCAUCACCACUGGUCAGCUGACAGGCGACAAAAAGAACAAGCACAUGAUUUGCUACUACGCCGGUCAGUUUCCGGCGGUUUCGCACCAGUACUGCGCUGCUUUCAAGAUCCAGUUCUUCAACUCAGCCGAGGGGGAGGCUGUGGCAGACGCGGCCGCUAAGCAUACUGAGCCGCUGACCCUUCGUAGCGUGGAACAAGAACGUCUCCAUGAUCUUCUGUUGUACGACUUUGACAAAGGGGACACUGGCAGACAUGAACCAGAAGUCAAGGUUGACUGCUUCUACGGCUUGCCAACGGAGGGGAAGGCGCCGUUUAUGCGGACGACGGUCAGGGUGGUAGACGUGGCCAGAUUUGAUCACUUCGAUCAUACGGUGAAGGAAUAUCCAGAAUCAAGCAGAUACUUCAUGUAUGGCUCAGCUGGCAAGGCCUUCCUCAUGCACAUCCCGACCAAACAGCCGGACUUCCUGCAGCUCGUCGAGUUGAGCGCUGUACCGGAGGGCGUGUCUCCCCUGAUCUUGCAACACGGCGUUGAGGUCGAGAUGCCAUUUUCUGGGACCCCCCAGACGUCUGGCAAGGCGAUCGUGGACCCCCUGGACAAGCCACAGUACGAAGUGGGAGUGAAAAUCGAAGGAGGAGCCGAGAUAACAACCAAGAUCGAUAUUGCUAAGAAGAUCUGGUUUGACGGAAGUGUCGUUAACGGAACAGCUUGAAAAGAUUCGUCGCAAUGAUGACAAGACUGCCCCCGGCUGAUAAGAGCAAUGAAAGAUGUAAACUCGAGCAAUAAAUGUCCUGUAGCAUGAA
Molecule: messenger RNA, 2147 nt
Organism: Nematostella vectensis (starlet sea anemone)
Lineage: Eukaryota; Metazoa; Cnidaria; Anthozoa; Actiniaria; Edwardsiidae
Exons: 10
Coding region: 140-2056 (638 amino acids)
Biological process (GO): carboxylic acid metabolic process
Molecular function (GO): pyridoxal phosphate binding; carbon-carbon lyase activity
Source: RefSeq, a predicted model, not a curated record